UUCGCAUUUUAGAUAUUUUUGUUUCUUGCUGGUAUACUGAAGCACGUGACAUCCUGUCUAACCGUAAGAUAUCGUGCGCGCGAUAAAUUGGUAUGUUAGUAAUUAUAACCUUUAUAUAUGACGUAUGAGAUAUAAAUAUAAGAAAUAAUUAAAAGCAAUGUUUGGAAAUAAGAAAAAUAAUUUGCCACCCAGACCACAUCCUCCAGCACCUGAGCAAAUUUUGGAAGAUCUCCAAAAUUCUAACAUAAGCGACAUAUGUUUCAAAAUUCUCUCGAAAGGUGAACCGCGUAAUGAAGAUUUACAUUUUCCAAUGAAUACAAACGAUCCUGAAAAUGUUUAUCGAAAAGUUAAGACUUACCUGGAUGUCAAUCGGAGACUUGAAGAACUGAAUGAAUCGUUGCAUCAAGAAAGUAAUUCGUUACGUAGUGCUGAUCAAGAAAUGAAAAGACUAGUUCAGGAUAUUCGAAAUCAAGCACUCGAAGCACUUGUCAAGAUCUCCUCCGAUAGAGAAUAAAGAUGUAUUAUUCACAACUGGAAAUAUCCUUGGAUUAUUACUGGACGGAUUUCAAAGGACAUGCUCGUUAAAAUAAUCAAUUGGAAAACCGAGGAAGGAAAUUGUUUGAACGACGUGAAUCCGAACAAGAACAAUUUGAACGUGAGUGAUUCGAAUGAUGUCCAAAUGAAAUAGAAAAUAAUUAAAGGUAAUUUUUUCCUUCGAUUCUCGGUCCGGAUUAACAUCAGAUGUCAAUAUCCCAAUAUAUUAUGGCCAAUGUAGGUAGCUGCCAGAGGGAAAAAUUUAAACCUAACUACCACAUAGCGAUACCAAGUGCUAUUUGUUAAUGAUGAUAACAAUAAUAUUCAUAUUAAAAAUAUGAAAAAGAGAUUGCAGAAAUAUCGCAUCGCGACGCGGGAUAAAAGUGAAGUAAUGUAGUAAGCCAGUAUUGCUCCCACGUGUAUAGUAUAAGAAUUACAAAAGCAGCAAAGUAGAAGGAAUUAGUCAGAAUCGUGUAAGUCAGUCUUAUAAAAUACCGAAUAACAAUUGUAAUAGUAGCAGCACUAGUAGUAGUAAGGUAAUAUAGUGAUACGGUAAAACGCGAUAAUGAAAGAACAUCACGACCAACAUAAUAAUGUCCUCUGCGUCAUAAUAAAGGUACAAGUGCGUCCCA
This is a messenger RNA of Cephus cinctus (wheat stem sawfly), 1166 nucleotides long. RefSeq names its product UPF0449 protein C19orf25 homolog. The transcript has 3 exons. The record is from RefSeq and is a predicted model, not a curated record. Lineage: Eukaryota; Metazoa; Arthropoda; Insecta; Hymenoptera; Cephidae. Bases 158 to 514 code for a protein of 118 amino acids.